CAGUGCGGUACCAAGCGCAGCGCGGUAGGGACGUUUUCUACGCUUCUUUCUAUUGAUUUCCUGAACACCGCGUUAUUGUGAUGUUUUUUAAACAAAAACAUGAUUAAUAGUGCAUACACUAAUUACACUAAUUAGGUCUAGAUUCAGUCGUGUUUCAGUUGUUUCUUAUUUUAAUGAGUUGUGCGUGAUUUUGAGCGACUCUUUUGGAUUAUUUUUCGGACAUCAAUUGAGCCUCAAACAAUGUCAUCUAAAAUCACGAACAGAAACAACAUUUAAAUACGAACGAACGAACGACCAAACAUACUAUUAAUACUGUGUUCAUUGUUUAAAACCAUGAACGCGCCCUAAGAGAAAGAGACGGAGCUGGUUCUCAAAAUAGCACGUUCAGAAAUAGAAAAAAAAUGGCCUCAGUUGGUGGCGGGACGGCGGCGGGCACGGAUCGCUCGUGGUGGACGACAACAUGGAGCGCCAUGGCUGACCUUGCCGAGGCGGUCGACGAUCUGAUAUGCAGCUUCGAUUAUAUGGACACAGCCAUGGAUAACCUAGUCAUGCUUAUCUUCAUCUGGCUACUCUUCUCCAUAGUCCUUCUCGGCAUAGCCAAAUGGGCUUACAGCCGCUACAAGCCGAAGGCUGUUGAACCAGAAAAGCCGAAAGAAGAACCUAAAUCGGCUAAAUCUACGGCUACUGAGAUCGUUAACAGCGCUGAUACGGUGUUGGCUACUACUGCUAAAGUUAAAAGUGCUGCGUUUAACUCGUUCAAGCCUAAGCCUAGUGGGUUUGUGCCAGCAACCCCUCCCAACAAGCGUCGUCUAGGACGCAUGUCCCCUGGCCCCGAGGCUCUCCACAAGAAGCACCAAAGCAUCAUAGUACCGACGUGCACGGGCCCGGACCCGCCGAGCGUGCAGUGGGUGAACGACUUAUUGACGUGGUUAUAUAAUGAUCUGGUUAUUGUGAACGAACUAGUGCAGCAAUGGAUUGUGUCCAUGAACGAGUUCUCGAAGAAGUCCGUGGAGGAGCAAGGCAUCGGAGUGGAGCUGGUGCGCGCGCUGGACAGCAACCCGCCCAGCGUGUCCAACGUGUUCUGCGAGUGCGACUCCAAAGACGACGUGACCAUCACGUGUGACUGUGAGGCAACGCCUGCCUUCCAGCUCAAAGCCUUCAGUCAGCGAGGGGAAAAGGUGGAAGUGUCACACUACAGAGUUAAUGUCAACAGGUUCCGUGCUCGCCUCAACGUAAUCUGCAUAACUGAGAAGUUGACGGGAGAGCUACGAUGCGACGGUUGGCCAGAGGUCAAAGUGGCGCUGGCCCCCGUGGGACCACUGAAGACGUCCUCCAACGAGGCCAACCUACAACAACUAGUCAGUGACAUCGUGGUGAAUGCGCUCCGAAGCACGCAACUAGCGUUUAAUUUGUCGCACUAUCCCACGUGUCCGAGGCUGCGAAGACACUUUGACCCGUCGCCGCGGCUGCCCCUCCACUAUGAUUCCAUGUUGUCACACGACCGUAUGUACGCGUCGACGCCGACGUCGGCGUCCAUGUCCAACGUGCAUCUCGGCGAGAAGAGGCUGCUCGUCAAGGUCGUCGGCGCUAAGGACUUGGGAGGCAAGACGGGCUGCAGCGCGCCAUACUGCGUGGUUGAGAUGGAUGAGCCCCCGCAGAAGAACCAGACCGCCUUUAAGAAGGACACCAAACAUCCGCAGUGGGAGGAACAUUUCCUAUUCGAUCUCUCGCCACAAACCGCGGAGCUGUUAUUCGAGGUGUACGAUCGCACGGGCCCACCUUCCCCGGGCGGAGGCCCCUCCACACAUAGGUUCCUUGGACUGGGUCUGGUGGGUAUAGAUGAGCUGCUGGCGGCACCUUCGCAGCGGCAACAGAUAGCACUUCAGACUCGCCCUAUGGAAGAGCACGAUAUUUCAGGCACACUCACUGUAGAGUUCCUAUUCAUAGAGGGUGCCGACAUCCCAGACUUAGGCUCUCGGCCAGUCAAGAUUAAGGAGUCGCUACGCACGCUCUCACCCCAAGGCCACCUUACCACAACCACCAAGACGAUAUUUAAGCAGAACGGACACGAAAACUCGGCAUUAACGGAGUCGGCGCUCCGAGAACUGGAGUUGAGCCCCACCAACGCCGCCAACAAGUCCACCCUCAUCAUACACUCCGUACAAAGGGAGCCAAAGAAGUCAAUCAAGGUCGAACUAACCGACUCCGGUAAAUUCAUCGAAGUGGAGCGUGAAGACACGCUAAACAGCGUGGACUCGGCAGACCUCACCAGCACCACGAUGGAGAGCAUAGACGAGAACAGAACGGAACAGCAUGUGUCGCCGAAUUCGUCGCCGGCGCGGCAAGUUCGCAUCAAGGAGAAUGGUGCUAAGGCGAACGGAGAUACGGAGCAAGGAGACUACGUGCAGAAACCCGAGGAAGCAUCACCAGAGCCUGCGCCGCGGCAGAAGAGGAGGAGAGACUUCUUCGGUACCAUUAAAAGAAGGCUGGGCCGGUCGCGCACGCGCGGCACGUCGCUGGACUUGCCGAGUGACAGCGACGUCGACCAGAGUCGCGUCCGCAGCAUCAGCGCCGAGAGAAACCACCAAGAUAAAGCCCUAUCCGUCCCCAAUAGAAACGUAUAUUCAGCGGGCGCGUCACCAGCGCAAUCUGGCGACGAGUCGAGGACAUCUAGAAGAUCCUCCCUCAGUGAGGUGUCCGGGUUCAGCACGGCGUCGGCGCGCACGUUCGUGCAUGAGGCGUCCACGUUGGUGCUAGAAACUCUGGAGGCGGGCAUCAGGAAGCACUACCUGGUUCCGCUGGCCGUGGCCCAGCGGUCGAGGUGGCGGCGGAAGGGCGUGAAGCUGCACAUUUACAACGAGCACACGUUCAUCGCUAAGCAUUUGAGCGGCGGCUCGGUGUGCGAGAUCUGCCAGAAGACGAUCGCGCGGCGGCUCGGCAAGCAGGGCUACGAGUGCCGCGACUGCGCGCUCAAGUGCCACAAGCACUGCCACAUUAAGGCAGCCACCGCCUGCCCUUCGUCCUCCGUGCAAAAUAUGGAGCUGUCCCAUUCCCAUAGCUUUGGAAACGGAAGAUCCAUGCUCCCAGUGCUAAACGAAUAGCGAGCCGCGAGAAGACUGCAAGCAAAGAAACUUUUAUAAACCAAGCAAUUUCCACUAAGGGCUUACAUCUCAUCUCCGUACACCGACAAGAAUAUAAGGAUGUUGUGAUUUUUCAGACUAUAUUAAAACGCUUCGAUGCACAAAGCAUUAAGUUUUACCAACUAACAUUUUAAACUGUCGGUUUUAAACUUGUCGACGGAAAAAUAUCUACUUACUAACCUGUGUACCUAUUUUAUCAUGGUUAUUAGAAAGAUAAAUAAUAUAGAAUAUAUCUCGUAUUUACUCAUUAAAUAUAUCCUUUUUGUUAGCACACAAUAGGUUACGUUCAAAUAAGGGCUAAUGUGACAUUUCAAAACAUUUUAUUAUAACUUAUAAAAUAUGAUUUGUACUUAAGUUAUACUCGUAAGUUCCAAACUGUACUGAAAUUACAAAUGUCUUGAUUAGGUAAAUCUGGCGAGAACAGAACAAGGUGAAAUUAUUGAAAAUAAUAAGAAGUUAUUAUGAAGUUACGCUGAUUAAAAAAAAAAUUGUACGGUAGGUACAUUCAUGUCGACAAGUUUAAGACGGAUUUUAAAACCACAAAUCUCUCUAAGUACAACACUUAUGUACGCUUCUGUACUUUGUAUAUAUAUAGGCUUUUUUACAAAUAUAUUUACAAUAUUAAUGUUAUAAACUAGUUUAUAAGGUAUUAGUGGUUCAGACUGCCUGGAAGGGUAACGUUCACAAUAAACUGUGUCAUAGCGAAACCAACCUUGAUUAAUGGAUAUAAGUGUUAAAAUCUUUUGAACGUUAUCCAUUGAUAUUGAUACCCGCUUUCUUUGGUAAAAUUAGAAUUAGUUUAGGUAUCGCUAGAGCCCACCCAGCAUUGAAAAUAAUCUAGAAACCACUUAACUAAGACGGUCGGUGAGGUUACUCAGUACAGUUUGGUAACCAAUUCUAGAUACUUAAAUAUUAAUUUUUUACCUGCUUAACGAGUAUUAUAAAAACCAGUUGCACGAAGCCAGAUAUCAACCGUCUCAGCUAAGCGGUAGACCUAUACCCAUAUGGCUGGGUGCAUGCACACUUUUAUCUUAUUAUUAUAACAGUCAUGUGAGACCUCUAAAUGUUCUUAGUGUGUGCUCUACUGAUGAAAAAAAAUGUGAAAAUACUAUAUUCUAAGAUUUUUUAAAGGUGAUGCGUAGAGGUCGACUUUUUUUGAAUUUAUUUUUAGAAUUUUGUAUUGACUGAACUUUAAAGGUUUACUUAUGUCGCCAGUUUCACCUAGUGACAUUACUAAAUUAUUGAGAAUUCAUUAAGUUUGCCUUAUAGAAAAAUCUAAUAAAAAAUAUCACCAGUUGGUCUGGACGAACCUCACCUUAUGAAAAGCAAAUGCACCCAGCCAAGGACCCAUUUAAAAAGCCAGCCAAAUUAUAUAACAGAGAUGUUUCUAUUUAUCUCUACCUCAAACCUAAAAAAACAAUUUAGUUACCAAAAUAUACAUCACAUUUUUGUUAAUUUAUGUUGUUAUCUAACUUAAAUAAGGUCCUACGGAGGAAUUGUGACAAAUGGUAAAUUAAACCUUAAACUUAGUAUACUAAGUGCUAUUUUGCACAAAUUGUGAUCUGAUAUGUUAAAGUGCAAUAAUUAAUACUUAAAACAUUCACUCUUGCUUCGCUUUCAUCGUUACUUAACUACAAAGAAAUCCAAAAAGUAACUUAAGUAGGUACUUUUUGUUAAGUAUCGAUAAAUACAUAUAUAUGUUUAAAAUAUUCCACUUUAACUCGAAUAAUGUAAUUAAAAAGGCCUUUGAAAAGCUAACCAUGUCAAAGGCACGUACAAAUUUAGAAAGAACUGUGAAGCCUUUAAACGCUAUUCGUUUUAUACAAAACUCACUCAUACGCCAAUAUCAUGGGUGCAUGCGAGCUAAUAUGAACCUUAUGUAAAAGCAUUAAGGUUAUAUUGACAGCGUUCGACACAAGUGUUCAGUGCGAUGUAAGCACGAUUACUCACGAAAAGGUGUUUUUGCUGUCCAAAGCAUUAAAAAAAACUAAAAUCGGAGCUAAAUAUUUUAUGAAGAACCUUUGACAUGGUUCAAGUAGCUUAGACCUUCAGAAUCUCAAUUCUCAAAUGACCUAGUACUCCUGAAUAAUAAGGAGAUACGAGUAGCUUGAUAUUUUCACAAGUGAUUUACCACUGUGUGAUAUUCCUUUUAAUGCACAUAAUGAAGUAUGUGAAGAAUUUCUUCAUUGUCUUUCGGAGAACCAAGACCCAAUCGCGUAAGAAAGUUUGCUGUAAAAUAAAGUAAUUGAAGGUAAACACGAGAUCUAAUGGGUCAAUUAAACUAACAUCUUAUUAUCUAUCCUCCUCCUAUUAAGGUUAUCUUGAUAUAACCUGAGGAUAGCUCAAGAUACCACCAUUUAUUCACUAUUGCGGCCUCAUUAUUGCUAAGACUAAGUUUUUCGCUGGAUACUGCAUUCUGAUCCCACUUCUGAAUUUUCCGCCAUUUUGUAAAUUUAGCGUGCAUAUAACUUUUUUUUUCAAUAUUUAAAAAAUUGUAGUAUCCAGUGAAUUGGCUUUGUAUAAAAUAAAUAUACACUGACAUUGUAAAUUUCAAUAAUUGUUGACGCAUAAUAUGUGGUUAUGACCGAUAGAUAUUAUUUAUAAAUGUUGCGCAAUGUGUUUUUCUGUAAUUUUAUUUUCUCUUUUUUUAAUAAAAGAAAUGCCUUUUUUAA
Molecule: messenger RNA, 5812 nt
Organism: Cydia splendana
Lineage: Eukaryota; Metazoa; Arthropoda; Insecta; Lepidoptera; Tortricidae
Exons: 22
Coding region: 402-3101 (899 amino acids)
Source: RefSeq, a predicted model, not a curated record